CCCCAAGCGACAUUACAUUAGGUUAGAUGUUAACAUUUUGUAUAGGAUAAGUGCACAUUUGCAUGCCGGGAGAACCGUUAGAUUACACUUGAUGUGUGAGUCGGUGACUGAAAUUCACAUGGUCAAAGAUCAAGAAGGUUUGAAGAUACGCGUGGAUCUGGAUAAUCGUGAGUGGAUUAGCAAAACCAUUGAAAUUUCAUACAAAGUCUUGUAUUAUACUGCAAAGGCUGGACUGAGUAUGAAGUUUGGGUUGGGCCAAGCGAUUCCGGACUGGGCAGAUUUAAAAUCUGAUAUUGUUAAACUAGAUGGCAUUAGCGAUGGUGAUCGUAGUGCAGUUGUAAAAGCUGGGGAAAGCAAGGAGCUGACACAAGCAUGGUUGAGGAUUCAGAAACUUCUUGGGGAUAUUAACUAUGCGAAAAUCUUCAAGUUGUAUCAGGUGAAAUACGAGGGAGUAGAAUCAGGUGGGCAUGCAUGGGUGUGCGAGGAGUGCAUGAAAGAAGGUAUUAGAACUGGGAUUUUGUCGGGAAAUUGAAGAGGUUAGAAUGUCAUGAUGCAAAUGACAAGCAUAUGUUAAGACACUCAUGCAAUAUGAUCCUCUGCAAAAUCUUCCUUCAGAGUUUUCACUUGU
Messenger RNA from Marchantia polymorpha subsp. ruderalis, 628 nucleotides. The record is from the annotation of a GenBank genome assembly. NCBI's taxonomy places the organism in Eukaryota, Viridiplantae, Streptophyta, Marchantiopsida, Marchantiales, Marchantiaceae.